Messenger RNA from Cucurbita maxima (winter squash), 396 nucleotides. RefSeq lists its product as uncharacterized. The record is from RefSeq and is a predicted model, not a curated record. The transcript has 2 exons. NCBI's taxonomy places the organism in Eukaryota, Viridiplantae, Streptophyta, Magnoliopsida, Cucurbitales, Cucurbitaceae. Bases 11 to 373 code for a protein of 120 amino acids.
GCAUAGAGUAAUGGUAAUAGCGCUCGUAAUUGAUGGAUGGGGAAAGGAAAGGGACGAAACGGUUUGGGCCUUUAGUUUUCCCGAGAAGAGAAUCCUCCACUCCCGCUUCCUCCUCUGCUCUCACCAAUGGCUGCCGAUUGGAAGCUCAAGUCCGCCGCUGUUUGGCCCACUGUCAAGCCCUUUGUUAAUGGCGGUGUCUCCGGUAUGCUUGCUACCUGCGUCCUUCAAGCCACAGACAAUCACAUCAGCAUUUAUAAGAAAGAAUAUAGCUUCAUUAGAAGAAAUUAGGAAAUGGCAGAAGAUAUACAAUCAGAAGCAAGGAAAAGGCAUAAUGAUGAUGAGAGCGACAGAAGCAAUGCGGAUUGAAGUUUAAAGUUUAAAGGAAGAAGGCAAAAA